GAACGAUGAUCCUCUGGCGCCCGAGACCAACCUUAUGAAAGAAGAGCUGGCCAAGGUGAACAGGAGAGGGAUCCUGACCAUCAAUUCCCAGCCGAACAUCAACGGCAAGCCCUCCACCGACCCGAUUGUGGGCUGGGGUCCCGACGGAGGCUACGUCUUCCAAAAGGCUUACCUGGAGUUCUUCACCUCCAGCGAGAACGUCAGAGCCCUCCAAACAGUGUUGAAGAACUACGGCCAGCGAGUGAAUUACCACAUUGUCAAUGUCAAGGUGCGUCCUUCCUCAGUGCCAGAUUACCAAACAGACAGACUGGGCACUGGCCUACGAGCCUAGGGGCCCCUCAACAACGGAUCAAAAUAAUAUUGAUUGGCAUGGUUGGCCAAUUGGUGUCAAGGAAGGACAGGAUGUUUUUUAUGUAUGCUACCACAGCAGCAAG
Podarcis muralis (Common wall lizard) is the source of this 434-nucleotide messenger RNA. Lineage: Eukaryota; Metazoa; Chordata; Lepidosauria; Squamata; Lacertidae. The record is from RefSeq and is a predicted model, not a curated record.